This is a messenger RNA of Cinclus cinclus, 1575 nucleotides long. It is a transcript of the gene IFIT5, whose product is annotated as interferon induced protein with tetratricopeptide repeats 5. The record is from RefSeq and is a predicted model, not a curated record. Gene Ontology annotation, molecular function: protein binding. NCBI's taxonomy places the organism in Eukaryota, Metazoa, Chordata, Aves, Passeriformes, Cinclidae. Gene Ontology annotation, biological process: defense response to virus. Gene Ontology annotation, cellular component: cytosol.
AUGUUUCAUCUUCAUGCUCGCAAUUUCAUCAGAGACCACAUGAGGGCUGGACAAAAUAAAAGGGGUGUAACAACAGUGUGCAGCACUCCUUUGGCAUUGAGGCUGCUGAAGACAAGUGAGCAAAGAAGAAAAACCAUGAGUACCAUUUCCAAUGAUUCCUUGAAGACUUCCCUGCUGCAGUUAGAAUGUCAUUUUACAUGGACUUUGCUGAAGAAGGAUGUAGGUCUUGUUGCCCUAGAGGACACAAUACUUGAUCAUAUCAAGUUUGUCAAAGAACACAACAUUACAGAUUAUAAUAUACUCUCCUAUGUAUGUUACCUAAAGAAUUCAAAUGAAGAAGCCCUGAGAAAUCUGCAAAAAGCUGAAGAAGCUAUUCAAAAACGUCAUCCAGGCGAAAUUGCCAGGAGAAGUCUUGUUACCUGGGGGAACUAUGCUUGGAUCUAUUACCACAUGAAGAGAUAUGAAGAAGCUCAAACUUAUGUAAGCAAAGUGGAAAACAGCUGCAAAAAUCUUCCAAGUACUGCUCAUGGGAAGAUUCAGCUUCCAGAGGUCUGUGCUGAGCAAGGAUGGGCAUUAUUACGUUUUGGGAGGCAUUACUUUGAGAGGGCAAAGAAUUGCUUUGAAAAUGCUCUGAAGAGUGAGCCUGAUAACCCAGAUUUUAAUGCUGGCUAUGCAAUAGCAAUGUUUCGCUUGGGAAGUUUCCCUGAGAGAUAUGAUGAAGAGACGUGGCCAUGCCUUGAGGCCCUGAAGCGGGCAGUGGAACUCAAUCCAAAUAAUACUACCCUUCUGGCAUUACUUGCAUUAGAACUUCAGCGACUAAAACAAAGUGAUGAAGGGGAGAGGUACAUUGAAGAAGGACUGCAGAAAACCCCUGACUUUCCUGUCUUCCUGCGAUAUGCUGCUAUCUUUUACAGAAAGAAAGGAAAUGUAGGCAAGGCAGUAAAGAUUUUGGAGAAAGCCCUAGCAAUGACACCAAAUUCUGUCAUUGUACACCAUCAACUAGGACUCUGCUAUAAAUUCAAGGUACUUAAAUUGAUGAAAUCAAGAUACACACCUCAAGAGGAAGUGGAGAAUCUCAUCGAGCCUGCCAUUUUUCAUUUUAAAACAGUGAUAGAAAAAAAGCCAGUAUUUUUUAGUGCUUAUUGCGACCUAGCAAACAUGUAUGCACUAGGUAAGAGGUAUGAAGAAGCAGAAGAGAUAUUUCAGAAAGUGCUUCAGAGAAAUGAUACAGACUGUGAUAACAAACAAGACAUCUACUUCAAUUAUGGCAAUUUUCAGCAUUUUCAUAUGAAGUCAGAAUCGAAAGCCAUUAAGUAUUACAUAGAAGGUCUGAAAAUGGAAGAAGACUCCUAUGCAAGAAAAAUGUGCGGUGAAGCUGUGGAGAAAUUGUUGAGACAGAAAAUUAGGAGCGGUUUAGGACAUGCCACAGAUUUUGGUACACUUGGGAUUGUUCAUAAGCUAAAUGGUAAGAAACAACAAGCAAUUGAAUGCUAUAAGAAAGCCAUUGCUUUGGAUCCCAACAAUGAAGAAUAUCUGAAUGCAUUAGCUGAGUUACAACUUUCCAUCUCAAGCUAA